CGUCGGCCCAACGCCGUGCCGUUGCGCUCGAGCCCGAAUUCGCCUUCCUCGCUCGUUGCGAAACCCGCGUAGCAUAGCUGUCUCCUCCGCAGAGAUAUCGCCUCCCGCCUCCCCCGCUCCCUAUAUAGCUGUCGCUGAGCUCGAGCUGCUGCUCCAUCUCCGAAUCCGUUCGUCGUUGCGUUCCACGAGGCUUGGGAGACGAUCCAUUCUUGCGCCGGUUCGUUAAGAUCGCGCUCGCCGCCAGGCUGUCAGCCUUCAUUCGCCCUUGGGCAGGGGCGCCUUUUGUUGCUGCCUCGAUCGAUUACUUAGGAGGGCAGGGUCUCAGGCAGGGGUCAGGGGAGGGGAGGAGAAUCCAUGGCGCUGUACGCGGACCUCGACGCGCUCCGGGCGUCGGCGGCCGACGUGCGGAUCGUCACCUCCGACGGCCAGACCAUCGCCGCGCACUCCUACGUCCUCGCCUCGGCGUCGCCGGUGCUGGAGAGGAUGAUCGACAGGGCGUGGCGCGGCGGCCAGUGCACCAUCCGCGUGCUCGGCGUGCCCUCGGACGCCGUCCUCGCGUUCCUCCACCUCCUCUACGCCUCCAGGGUGGACCCCGGGACCGGGGCGGAGGAGGAGGUGGUGGCGGCGCACGGGCCGCAGCUGCUGGCGCUGGCGCACGCAUACCGGGUCGGAUGGCUGAAGCGCGCGGCGGAGGCGGUCGUGUCGGCGCGGCUCACGCCGGACCGCGCCGUGGACAUGCUCAAGCUGGCGGGGCUUUGCGACGCGCCGCGGCUGCGUGCGGCAUGCGCGCGCGUGGCCGACAAGGACCUCGCCGCCGUCGAGGCCUCCGACGGGUGGCGCUUCGCCCGGCGCCACGACCCGGCGCUGGAGCUGGAGCUCCUCCAGCUGCUGGAGGACGCGUACCGGCGCCGGGAGCGGUGGGCGCGGGAGCGGGCGUCGCGGGAGGCUUGCCGGCAGCUCGCCGAGGCCAUGGACUCGCUCGACCGCAUCUUCGCCGCCGCCGACGACGCGUGCUCGACCACGGGCGGCACCGGCAAGCCGUGCGCUAGGGAGGACGACGACGCCACCUGCCAGGGCCUGCGGCUGCUGAUGCGGCACUUCGCGGCCUGCGCGCGCAAGGCCGCGCCGGGCGGAUGCGCGCGGUGCAAGCGCUUGCUGCAGCUCUUCCGCCUACACGCCGCCGUCUGCGACCGGCCGGCGGAGCAGGAGCUGGACCGGCCGUGCCGCGUCCCGCUCUGCAGCCAUUUCGCGGCGAGGAUGCGGACGGAGAAGGCGGACAAGACAUGGCGGCUGCUGGUGAAGAAGGUGGCGAGGGCCAGGGCGAUGGCCGGCCUGGCCGACAGGCGGGUGCCGGAGGUUGUGGCCAUGUCAUGGGCGAGGUACAUCGGCAGCAGCAAAUGGGCGAAAUUGAGAUGAAAAUCGGAGUCACGCGCGGAGCCGUCUCCAUCUGGCAUGCAUGAUUUCGCCGUAGCCCGAAAUCCUCCUGCAAAGUUUUGGCCGUUGGGGCUACGGCAAUGCGACGCUCGCCAUGAGUCUGGCAUGAGCCGGUCUGAACGAAAAUUUAGGCGGAGCCGGUUCAUGCAGGAUAGGAAAUGUAUAUUUUUUUUUGGAGAUAGGGAGAUUAGGACGGUAGUAUUAUAUAGAUAUUUAAUAUAUGUGUAUUCAACUUAGACUUGGUAUAUAUUAUAAGUCAGAAGCAGAUUUGUUAUUAUAAUAGUUUUUUAUAGAAAUGUUAUUAUAAUAGCUUUGCA
Setaria italica (foxtail millet) is the source of this 1751-nucleotide messenger RNA. Its product is annotated as BTB/POZ and TAZ domain-containing protein 2. Lineage: Eukaryota; Viridiplantae; Streptophyta; Magnoliopsida; Poales; Poaceae. The transcript is spliced from 3 exons. The record is from RefSeq and is a predicted model, not a curated record. Bases 355 to 1416 code for a protein of 353 amino acids. Gene Ontology annotation, molecular function: protein binding. Gene Ontology annotation, cellular component: nucleus.